Messenger RNA from Oreochromis aureus, 2430 nucleotides. RefSeq names its product forkhead box protein P2-like. Gene Ontology annotation, biological process: regulation of transcription by RNA polymerase II. Gene Ontology annotation, cellular component: nucleus. Lineage: Eukaryota; Metazoa; Chordata; Actinopteri; Cichliformes; Cichlidae. The record is from RefSeq and is a predicted model, not a curated record. Gene Ontology annotation, molecular function: DNA-binding transcription repressor activity, RNA polymerase II-specific; RNA polymerase II cis-regulatory region sequence-specific DNA binding. The transcript has 15 exons. Bases 1 to 1761 code for a protein of 586 amino acids.
AUGCCAGAGUCCCCUCUCAGUCCCACAACAGCCCGUCAAAACCCAGCCAGCAGCCUCCUCAGUCACACAGACAGUAGUGGUGGGGAAAGAGUCGCUAAUGGGAACGCUGGCACUCUGAGUGGCGACGACUGGCAGACUCUUCAGUAUAAACAGGUCUUCCUUGCUAUGAUGGCCCCUCAGCAGAUGCAGCAGUUUCUGGCUCCCAACCAGCUGCAGGCUCUGAUCCACCAGAAGCAGCAAGCCCUUCUGCUUCAGCAGCAUCACCUGAAAGAGUUCUACAAGAAGCAGCAACAACAGAUUCAGCUGCUUCAGCAACAGUCCAGUAAGAAAAUCAAAGAGCUCUCCUCUCCCCAGCUCGUCUUCCAGCAGCUCAUCCAACUCCAGCAGCAGCAACAGCAGCAGCUCCUCCGGGCGCACAGACCGGCGCUGUCCUCUCCCGCCCUCUCUCCAGCUUGUCUCAGCCCUGCAGAGAUGCAGCAAGUAUGGAAAGAGCUCACACUGGGAAUGACUGAAGAUAAAACCGCAAUAAAAGCCAAUCGAGAAUCUUCCACUGGCAAAAUAAUGUCAGCAAAAGUCCCAGGGAGACAAGCCGAUGACCAGCAGUCUGCCUGUCCUCACAGAGCUGAAAGCACUGUUAAAGGUGAUCACGCUGCCAAACACGCCCUCUUUGGUCACGGCGUGUGUAAUUGGCCCGGCUGUGAGUCAGUCUGUGAAAACUUCAGCCAGUUUAUCAAGCACAUAAGCAGUGAACACACUCUGGAUGACAGAAGUACAGCCCAGUGCAGAGUCCAGAUGCAGGUGGUUCAGCAGCUUGAGCUUCAGCUCUGCAAAGAACGGGAGCGUCUGCAGGCAAUGAUGGCUCACCUGCAUCUGCCAUCUUUAGAAGCUCAAUCGCUCUCGGCGCCUGCACAGUCGCCACAGUCCGACGCGGCUGCUGACCCGUGCGGCCUGCAGCUCACUUCAGUCAACAGCUUGCCCUCGCUGAACUCAUCAGACCCAGCCCAGGUGUCCCCUCGACCUCUAGAUCCUGUUGGCACUCCAUCCCAGAGGGGUGAGAAAGAGUUCCCCUCUCACACGUCAGGCGUUGGGCCUAUGAGACGUCGUAAUCACCCUCUGGUCUACUCGCUGUCUUCAGAAAAUGAAUAUGAGCUUUACAAAAACACUGAUCUCAGACCACCUUUCACCUAUGCCACACUGAUUCGACAGGCUAUCAUGGAAGCAUCAGACAUGCAACUAACCCUCAACGAUAUAUACAACUGGUUCACAAGGACAUUUGCUUAUUUCCGACGCAACGCCGCCACUUGGAAGAAUGCAGUUCGACACAACUUGAGCCUGCACAAGUGUUUCGUGCGCGUGGAGAAUGUGAAAGGUGCGGUGUGGACUGUGGAUGAGGUGGAAUACCAGAGGAGGCGAUCCCAGAAGAUCACAGGAAAUCCAUCACUGAUGAAAAGUAUUUCCUCCAGUGCAGGUUUUGGGACCCUAAUGAAUUCUGGCUUGCAGACCGCACUGGCAGAGGCGUCACUGCCAGGACUCAAGAAAUUCAACGUAAGAGGAAAUUCAAAGAGUCAAAUACAAAAGAGCAGCAUGGCUGACAGCCACAGAAACCAAAACUUCUCUCCUCGUGUCCAGCCGCCACUUUUCCUUGAAGACAAAAAGCUGAAGAUGAAUGACCAAGGAUGUCUGAUACAGACAGUGAAACCAGUCAGUCUGCAGCCAGACAUGAGUGAAAAUGAUGAAGGGCAUUUGUUUGACCUUGAAUGACUCUUUGACUGUUAAUAAAAGCAGUAAAAUCAGCAUUAAAUCCAUUUAGAAUGUUUUCUAUUCAUCGGCAAAUGUAAUAAAGUAAAUUUAGCUUUGAGUCAGACUAGAGCAGCCUCAAUUUCUCCUCAAUUUCAGCCACACAGCAAAAGAAAGUAGAAUAUAGUGCCACUUGUGGUCUCUGUGCUGGGAAUACUUUUAUCAGAUAUUUAAAUAUUGGACUGUAUAUCUUAAUAACAGUUAUUAUUCAAAUAUCAAACAGUUCUGACAUGUAACAAAUUGACAAGGAUUUAAAGGUGACCGAGAUUAGUCACAUUUCUUUGGAUAAUAGUAUUUUUUGUUUGUUUGUUUGUUUUGUUUGACUUUCUAACGGACAUCUUGCCAAGAAAAUGGCAACAAUUUGGAACAAUUUGUGAUUUUUCACCAAAAACAACCCAUAUCCUUUUGUAUUAAUUCUUUAUGAUGAUAUAGAAAAUGAUUGUUGAUAAUGUUUGUUAAUAUUUUGUGUCUCAAAGACACUUUUAAAUAACUGAAAAGCAUUCAUUGUGCACUGUUUCUUCUGUUUUCACUGUUUCUCUGUUAUGAUUAUUGAUAGAAAAUGUGGGAUUUUCUGUAUACUGAAAUAAAGAUUCUGUUUUUGUUAUUGAGAACACGGUCUGUAUAAUGUGUGUA